CACACACACCACAGAGAGAAAACAUAGAAAGAGAGAGAGAGAGAGAGAGAGAGAGCGUCAGGGGAGGUCUGACAACAUGCUUUAAUCCACAUCUUCAUGGACCCUGUUGUGCACUCCUCAUAACUGCACAGCUGUAUUUUACAUGCAUGUGGUCCCAGCGCGACCCACAUGUGAAGUUUCUCAAGGCUUCAGUUUUUCCUCAGAAGACCAUCUAGUUAUUAAAUUCUUUACAGGACAGGAAGUGUUUGUGACAGACAACAUCAAUGAUGACCUCCAGGCUUUCUCUUCCACAACAGUCCGGUACGGACGUCAUAACCUCAAGCCCCAGGGCAAUCAGAUAUCUCUGCACAUACUGAUUCCACCUGAUUUUGGAAUAAAGGAGCAGACGGCACCAAAGACGCCCACCAAACGAACUUGAACCACAGCUUUGAUAUUUGCAACCUUACCCCCAGCUCCUGCCAUGCGGUGGGGUUGGAUUUUCUGCUGCUGCGCUUCUCUGGCAUCAUUGCUGGUGCUGGCAGACUGCUCAGGGGGUGAGCAGAAAAGAGGAACUGAAGAAGGAACCCGGAGCUCCUCGGUCAAAGCGGGCAGCAACAGCAGCGGUCGGAAAUAUCAUCGGAUCCAACACGGACAGUGUAGUUAUACUUUUAUUCUCCCGGAGACUGAGGGAAGCGCCGGGACUUCUUGUCGAGAAUCUAGAACGGGCGCUCAGUACAAUGCCAACGCACUCCAGCGGGACGCCCCUCCACCUGAAGCAGAAUUCCCCAGCCAGAAGAUCCAGCAGCUGGAACAUGUCAUGGAGAACUACACACAGUGGUUGCAAAAGAUUGAGAACUACAUCAAAGAGAGCAUGAAAACCGAGAUGGUCCAGUUACAGCAGAGUGCUGUUCAUAACCACACAGCGGCAAUGUUGGAGAUGGGCACCAGUCUUCUAUCCCAGACAGCAGAGCAGACGCGCAAGCUAACUGAUGUCGAGACGCAGGUUUUAAAUCAGACAUCACGGUUGGAAAUUCAACUACUGGAAAAUUCGCUGUCCACAAACAAGCUUGAGAAACAACUCAUGGUUCAAGUAAAUGAAAUCAACAAGAUCCAUGACAAAAAUGGGUUUCUUGAGCUAAAAAUGCAGGAGAUGGAGGACAGGCACAGAGAGGAGCUGGAGGAGCUGCGGGAGGAGAAGAGCAGUCUGCAGUCUCUGGUUAGCAAACAGAGUUCAGUGAUCCGUGAGCUGGAGGCUCAGCUGAGUCGAGCGACUGGUAACAGCACGGCCCUGCAGAGACAACAGCAAGACCUGAUGGACACCGUACGCAGCCUGCUCAGCCUCUGCGCCAAGGAUGGAGGAACAGCAUUGGUCCCGAACAGCACGAAACAAGCAGAUGAAGAACGGAAGUACCGGGACUGUGCAGAACUCUACCAAGCUGGUUUCUUGAAAAAUGGAGUUUACACCAUCAAUAUAAGUCCACAAGAGACUAAAAAGGUGUACUGCAACAUGGAGUCCGCGGGGGGAGGCUGGACUGUGAUCCAAAGACGCGAGGACGGUAGCAUGGACUUCCAGAGGACAUGGAAAGAAUAUAAAAUGGGCUUUGGGAGUGUGUCAGCCGAACACUGGCUGGGAAAUGAGUUUGUGUACAUCCUGACCAAUCAGAGGCAGUACGCGCUCCGUGUGGAGUUGACCGAUUGGGACGGACAUCAAGCUUUCUCUCAGUACGACUCUUUCCACAUCGACAGUGAAAAAAACAAAUACAGAUUAUUCCUGAAGAGCCACAGUGGGACAGCGGGCAGGCAGAGCAGUCUGGUGAUCCACGGCGCUGACUUCAGCACUAAAGACAUGGACAAUGAUAACUGCACGUGCAAAUGUGCACUUAUGCUCAGUGGCGGAUGGUGGUACGAUGCCUGCGGCCCUUCCAACCUGAACGGGGUGUAUUACAGACAGGGACAGCACGUCGGAAAAUUCAACGGAAUCAAGUGGCACUACUUCAAAGGCCCCAGCUAUUCUCUCCGUGCCACCUCCAUGAUGAUCCGGCCGGUCGACUUCUCAUAGUCCUCGGCAGUAAACCCAAAACACCCUUGCGCCCAUUUUGGAAACAAGACUUCCUGGCCCAUGACAGUAUCGUUUGACGCUGUGUAAUAAGUGGACAAAUAUUUGCCACCUGGAUAGCGGGAUUCUUUUGAGAUAACACCUCUCCAGGAAACAGGAAUCGUGUGAACAAAACAGGGACACUACAGGAGUUGGUGCGCUCUGUGGAAAUCUCGGGCGGGAGCUGACUCGGCUGGUCUUUAUUUUUAAAUAUCAGAGGUAGGAAUUCAAGUGCCGUUCACUUGGCACCCAGGACCUGUGAACUGCUGAGGCAGGCACGUCACCUUUGAUGGUAGCAGACUUGGUCUACCAAUCUGUUGUGUGUGAACGGCUUGAAUGUCCCUUUAUAUGCUAAAGAGACCUAUUAAUUUUUAAUACAAACGUGUUGCACAGUUAUAUUUGAGUUGUGAUACUUCACAUUUUUUAUUCCAGCGUAUUAUUAAAUUUUUAUUCCUGUCAACGUGAAGAAAACCAUAGCAUGCACCAUUAGUAGGUCACUUAAAAUACUAUUUACAAUGAACAUUUGUUGGGUGCUUAUGCCAGAAACAGACCUUCAGCGAAGAGUGCCGUCCUCCAGCAUCAUUUUAUUGAGUGCGAACCACCGUGUUAUUAUUGGCUUUGAACUGUAAUGACCUUUAAGUGCAUCAUAGCUUGGCAUCAACGUGGGAAUACGUGCCAAAGAUCACAGCUAUUAAAGACAAUGCAAUGAAAAUAUUUGUAUUUGCAAGUGAUGGAGUUAAGCCAAUGACAUGUAUGGAAUGGCUGAUGCGGUAUUAUGCAAAUAACAACAGUCCAUUAUGUUUAAGUCAUUGGAUAAUUAAAACCAGAUUGUCGUAUUAA
Molecule: messenger RNA, 2914 nt
Organism: Misgurnus anguillicaudatus (oriental weatherfish)
Lineage: Eukaryota; Metazoa; Chordata; Actinopteri; Cypriniformes; Cobitidae
Gene: angpt1
Product: angiopoietin 1
Biological process (GO): blood coagulation
Source: RefSeq, a predicted model, not a curated record